AUGCUUAAUCACCAUGAUCAGGUCACACGGUUCUAUGAGGAGAUCGAGGUCACUCCUAAGAAUGGAUUGGUCCACUGCACCAGCCACAGCUUAAGAAUGUUCGUGAGCUACAUCAAUCGGCGACAUGACGGUUCUGAGAGAAAGGAUCACCGCCUCAAGGCGAUCUUCGACGAGGUCGCCAAGAGCUGGCCGCCGAAGCCCCGCAGCCGCAGGUCCUUGGCUGCGGUUGUGGCCGAAGAUGGAGAAGAUGUUGAGUGUGAGGAGGAGGAGGCAGAGGAGGAAGAGGAAUUACAGCUCACCGAGGAUGAUGAUGAGGAUGUUUGCCAGGCAGCUGAGGUUGAUGAUUACUUGGCCCAGUCCCUCGGCCUUGUGCCGGGAUCCCCGCAACCGCCUUCGGCCUAUGUGGGCACAGUGGCUUAUGAGCUGAGUGAUGAAGGACAGCCGGUGCCAUACGCACCAGCUUUGCCUGCUGUCGAUGAAAGCCCAGAUCUCGUGAAACAGUUGGCUGAGUUGGAGCAUCUUGUUUCAACUCAAGGGCAAUCGUUCGAAUAUAUCAAUACUGAAGGCAAUAGUGCUUUAUCUUAA
This is a messenger RNA of Symbiodinium sp. CCMP2456, 585 nucleotides long. NCBI's taxonomy places the organism in Eukaryota, Dinophyceae, Suessiales, Symbiodiniaceae. The record is from the annotation of a GenBank genome assembly.